This is a messenger RNA of Didymosphaeria variabile, 717 nucleotides long. RefSeq lists its product as uncharacterized. Bases 1 to 717 code for a protein of 238 amino acids. The record is from RefSeq and is a predicted model, not a curated record. The transcript has 4 exons. NCBI's taxonomy places the organism in Eukaryota, Fungi, Ascomycota, Dothideomycetes, Pleosporales, Didymosphaeriaceae.
AUGUUGUUCUCCAGCGCUGUUGCCGCCGUUGCUCUCCUCGCCGCCGAGGCUUCCGCCCAUGGUGCCGUGACCAGCUACGUGAUCGAUGGCACAACGUAUCCUGGAUACGAAGGCUUCGCGCCCGCCACCGGCCCCAAGACCAUCGAAAGACAAUGGCCUGAUUACAACCCAACUCUUAGCGUGACCGAUAAGAAGGUCAUGUGCAAUGGUGGCACGUCCGCAGACCUCAGCGCCCCGGUGAAGGCUGGAGGCAAGGUCAAGGCCAUCUGGAAACAGUGGACUCACGCUCAAGGCCCUGUCAUGGUUUGGAUGUACAAGUGCGCUGGCGACUUCAAAUCAUGCGAUGGAUCAGGCAAGAAAUGGUUCAAGAUCGACGAGAAGGGAAUGACCGCCCCUCCUCUUUCUGGCACUGCGUGGGGUACGAACGACGUGUUGAAAAACCUCUAUUGGGAGUCUACCAUCCCCAGCUCUCUUGCUGCAGGCAACUACCUUAUCCGUCACGAACUCCUCGCUCUCCACCAGGCCAACACACCCCAGUUCUACGCUGAGUGCGCUCAAUUGCAGGUCACUGGUAGCGGCUCUGGCCAACCUAGCGGUGACUUUCUUGCCACCAUCCCCGGUUACGCGCCCCAGAGCGACCCAGGAAUCACCGUCGAUACAUACGGAAGCAAGGCUACAACGUACACUCCGCCUGGACCCAAGGUUUGGAGUGGUUAG